AUGCCGAGCCCGGAGCCGGGCGCCGAUGCGACGUGGCCGCCCAGGCCGCGUUGUCUUACAUACAAACGCCGGAAGGUAAAAUGUACUGGCGGUCCUGAGCCGUGCGAAAACUGCCGCCAUCUGAGACUCGGCUGCACCUUCAACUACCCGGAGUCGGCCGUCUCCUCAGAGCCCGGGGAUCCCCACAACUUACUGGCGCCCACGGAGACCCUCACCGAGGCCGGGACCAGACGCCGGCGCAUCGCCAACGCAUGCGCCCAGUGUCGCGCCCAGAAGGCAAAGUGCUCCGGUCACCGCCCUCAGUGCUUCCACUGCAACCGGCGGAACCUCACCUGCGUCUACCCAUCCUCGCCGUCACGACGAAAGAGUCGACAUACGAAUGGUCAACCACAGCAGUCUGCGUCCCCCGAGUCAUCCAGUACAUGCACGCUGAGCCAGGGUGCUUCAUAUGAAGCUGAGUCGACGCUGCAGCAGUACAUGAAGACGCCGUCGCUCAACACCUCCCUUGAGCAGACGCUGCUGAGCACAGAUGUCAUCCGUCAACAUCUCGAAGUCUUCUUUGACCACGUUUACCCAUUGGGAUACGACUUCUUCCACCGGCCGUCGAUGAUGGAAGAGUUCUAUGCUGGCAAGCUUCCCCCGAUAAUUUGCACUUCUGUCUGUGCCGCGGCGGCAAUCUUUGUGUCACGAUCCCGAGAGUCGCGAGUACUAUCUAUCCAAUGGGCAAAGGAAGUUGACGGCUACAUCUUUGCCAACCUGAACGUUUUCAAGAUUCUCAACAUCCAGCUUAUGGCUCUGUCAAAGUUUCAAAAUUUCGCGUACAGACAGUUCGGCAAGGCCGCUGCCGGGGCUAGAGCCUAUGUCAUGAUUCUAUUCAGCCUCCGAUGCGAAGUUCUCAGAUCAACAAAAGCAAUCGUCCUCCAAAGCCGCUCCGACUCGUCCCCCGCCGCAGUCGCCAAAGGCCUGACAACCCUCAAAUCCCUCCAGUCCCAGCUCGCAAACUUCCUCGCCCACAUGCCCUCCCACAUCCAGCCCAGCGAGCUCAACAUGUUUUCCCACUAG
This is a messenger RNA of Colletotrichum aenigma, 1062 nucleotides long. RefSeq names its product putative transcriptional regulatory protein. Gene Ontology annotation, molecular function: zinc ion binding; DNA-binding transcription factor activity, RNA polymerase II-specific. The transcript is spliced from 4 exons. Gene Ontology annotation, biological process: regulation of DNA-templated transcription. NCBI's taxonomy places the organism in Eukaryota, Fungi, Ascomycota, Sordariomycetes, Glomerellales, Glomerellaceae. Gene Ontology annotation, cellular component: nucleus. The record is from RefSeq and is a predicted model, not a curated record. The coding region runs from base 1 to 1062 and encodes 353 amino acids.